AUGGGCAUAACUGGAAAGGGCUCAAGGGAGACAGUUUCAAAGGCCACUCCCAUUAACCUCCAUGUCAACGCGGAGAGCAGCGACGCCCGCUGCCUCGCGCUGCAGGUAGGACUCCGGAAGAGCCAUGCUAACCAUAAGGAAGAGGGUACAUGUUUUAUAGGGAGUAAGAGACUGAUAACACAGAAUCACCCCCAGACCAAGUGCCUUCAAAGCAUCCUGAAAGAAGUAGAGCUCAUCCGGAGCUCCAGGGACGGACAAAUUGAAGAAGCAAUUAAGUUCAAUGAGGAAUUGGAAAGAGAGCUGAAGAGCUCCAGGGAAGCUCUAGCCAACCUGGAAGACUGCAACCGUACUCUGAAGAGGGAACAAGCUGAGAUGAGGAAGAAGGUUGAAGAAGCCAGACACGCAGUCCUUAACAGUCUUGGCAAAGUGAAGGAGCUAGAAGUGAAAGCUAAUGAAGUGCCACAUUUGCAAAAGUAUAUUCAGCAGCUAGAAUCAGAACUGCAGCAUUAUAGAUCAGAAAUGCCAAAAUUUCAGCUCCCUUCAAGAAGCAGCCCAGAGCAGAAAGAAGGAACAGCUUCACUGGAUGGAAGAUACUGCGUAUCUGCUAUGCAACAAGAUCGAAGAUCUCCCACUGGUGGAUCCAAGAUUUCAGAGAAUGCCGAGGAGCAGAUGUUCCGGUCAGUGGAGGGCCAGGCCGCCUCCGACGAAGAGGAGGAGAAGUGGACAGGAGACCAACAAUCCCAAGUGGCCAAAGUGAAGAAAAUACUGGCCCAGCUCCCUUGCUGUGGCACUGGAUGUGAUGAAAAAAUGCGGAAAAAGCUGAUGUCUUAUUUUGAGAACACCACAACUGAAAACUACCAAACAGCAUCUGUGGAGCUAGCGGAGAGAAUCACACAGCUAACUGAGCAGCUUGAGCUCAAAGGGCAUGAAGUGAAAAAAAUGGAAACAAAUAUGGAAGAGAUGAAAGGUCCAUUGCUAGGUGAACUGCAGCAAAAGGUGGAAGAGACCGAAUUGUUGAAGAUGGAGCUACAGAUGUUGGAGACUGAGAGAGUUAGGCUGUCACUGGUGGAAGAGAAGUUCAUGGAUGUUUUACAGCUUCUUCAACAACUUCGAGACUUGAAUAUAUCUAAGCGAGCCCUGGGGAAAAUCUUGCUGAGCACUUUGGAAUCCUGUCGUGAUCCCCGAAAUGGAAAAGCCCACCUUUUUGAAGUCCUAGAUACUCUUCACCAUGAGCUGACUGCGUGCGAGCUCUUGCAGAGCCAUCCCCUGGGGCAGGCACAGGAUUGCCGGGCCCUGGCUAACCCGCUGCUCAUCUCGUGCUGA
Molecule: messenger RNA, 1323 nt
Organism: Tinamus guttatus (white-throated tinamou)
Lineage: Eukaryota; Metazoa; Chordata; Aves; Tinamiformes; Tinamidae
Source: RefSeq, a predicted model, not a curated record